This is a messenger RNA of Monoraphidium neglectum, 625 nucleotides long. RefSeq lists its product as hypothetical. The annotation marks the transcript as partial. NCBI's taxonomy places the organism in Eukaryota, Viridiplantae, Chlorophyta, Chlorophyceae, Sphaeropleales, Selenastraceae. Gene Ontology annotation, molecular function: nucleoside diphosphate phosphatase activity. The record is from RefSeq and is a predicted model, not a curated record. Gene Ontology annotation, biological process: nucleoside diphosphate catabolic process. The transcript is spliced from 5 exons. Gene Ontology annotation, cellular component: membrane.
UUACCUGGGCUUCGGCCUCAUGGCGGCGCGCGCCAGGGUGAUCGAGCUGGGCCGCGCUGCGACGGGCAAGGGCCACCCCUGCUUUGCCAAGGGCACCAGCCUCAAGUACACUUAUGCUGACAAGGAGUACCCCGUGGAUGAGGUGGUAGAGGCGGGCGACUUCAAGGGCUGCGCUGCGGCGGCAUUCAAGGCGCUCGACCACGACAAGGACUGCGGCGCUGACAAGGCCGCUUGCUCGUUCAGCGGCGUGUGGCGCGGCAAACCGGCGUCCAUGCAGCGCGUCUAUUACGUCAGCAGCUACUUCUGGGACCGCGCCCUGGACUCUGGCAUCAUCACAGACAAGUCCGCCAUCGAGUUCAAGACCACGCCUGGGGAGUUCGCCAAGCGCGCCACGGCCGUGUGCGGCAAGGACGCCGCUGAGGUGGCGAAGCAGUACUCCCUGCAGGAGGCCCACGCGCCCUACUUCUGCCUCGACCUGUCAUUCUGCCACACAGUCCUGACCCAGGGCUUUGACUUGGCGGAGGGCAGCCCACUGAACCUGGUCAAGCAGGUGCGGUACAACGGGCAAACCAUCGAGGCCGCGUGGCCGCUGGGCGCGGCCAUCGACGAGCUGUCGGCGUUGUGA